This is a messenger RNA of Sorghum bicolor (sorghum), 1139 nucleotides long. RefSeq lists its product as uncharacterized. The transcript has a single exon. Gene Ontology annotation, biological process: endomembrane system organization. The record is from RefSeq and is a predicted model, not a curated record. Lineage: Eukaryota; Viridiplantae; Streptophyta; Magnoliopsida; Poales; Poaceae. Bases 276 to 857 code for a protein of 193 amino acids.
GUCCACACGAUGCAUGACGUGCCCGUCCCUAUAAAUCGUUGCAUUGCAUCGUACCAUAUGCAUGAUUCCUACUCCUAUCCUAUCUCUCGCCAAGUAAAGCCUGCUGAUCGAGCACAAUUGCAAUUGAUUUGCAACUAAUAACCCGCUGUCACACACAGCAAGAACACAGAGCAGCAACUGCAAUUAAUAACUAGCAGCUAGAGGAUCGAUAGAUUAUCCAUCCAUCCAUCGACCGACCGAUCAAAUCAAAGAGGAUAUAUACACUAUAUACACACAUGGCGGCGCCACGGAGCGUGAGCGUGAGGGUGGCGGACCGCGCGCUGCGAGGCGUGGCGGACCUGAUCAAGCUGCUGCCGAGCGGCACGGUGUUCAUGUUCCAGUUCCUCUCCCCGCUGGUGACCAACAACGGGCACUGCGCGCUGGCGCUCAACAAGGUGCUGAGCGGCGCGCUGGUGGCGCUCUGCGGCGCCUCCUGCGCCUUCUCCUCCUUCACCGACAGCUACGUGGGCGCCGACGGCCGCGUCUACUACGGCGUGGUGACGCCGCGGGGCCUCCGCACCUUCGCGACCGACCCGGACGCCGCCGCCAGGGACCUGUCGCCGUACCGCCUCCGCGCGGGGGACUUCGUCCACGCCGCGCUGGCGCUGCUCGUGUUCGCCGCCAUCGCGCUCCUCGACGCCGACACCGUCGCCUGCCUCUACCCGGCGCUCGAGCUCAGCGAGCGCACCAUGAUGGCCGUGCUCCCGCCUGUCGUUGGUGCCGUCGCCGGGUACGUGUUCAUGGUGUUCCCGAAUAACCGCCAUGGCGUUGGGUACCAGCCCACCACCGCCACCGAGGACUUCCAGCACAAAUACUAGCCGGCCGGCCGGGCGGUUGGUUUGCAGCGUAUAGUCUCUGUCUCUGGUCUCUGUUCGAAUGCGUACGCGUGGCCGGCGGGUCUCAAAAUCAAAAGAGUCGCGGGACUCGAGGCAAAGUGUGUCUUUGCAUUGUCUGAUUUAUUUGCUUGGUGGUAUGGUGUGGUGUGGUGUGGUGUUCAUUUGGGUUUAAUUUAUUUGUUAUCAGGUCUGUUUGUAUAGAUUGACUGAUAUACGGUGGAUAUGAUACAUGCAUAUGGUUGCGCGGCGCGCCACAAUGUUCCA